Molossus molossus (Pallas's mastiff bat) is the source of this 3858-nucleotide messenger RNA. It is a transcript of the gene UST, whose product is annotated as uronyl 2-sulfotransferase. Gene Ontology annotation, cellular component: membrane. The transcript has 8 exons. Lineage: Eukaryota; Metazoa; Chordata; Mammalia; Chiroptera; Molossidae. The coding region runs from base 62 to 1282 and encodes 406 amino acids. The record is from RefSeq and is a predicted model, not a curated record. Gene Ontology annotation, molecular function: sulfotransferase activity.
GCAGGCGGAUGGGUGACCUUUUCCUGGCACGGGCAGACUGUGCGAGGCGGCGGAGCAGGCGAUGAAGAAGAAGCAGCAGCAUCCCGGCGGCGGCGCGGAUCCCUGGCCCCAUGGGGCCCCUCUGGGGGGCGCCCCUCUUGGCCUGGGCAACUGGAAGCGCCGGGUCUCCCUGCUGCCUUUCCUGCGCUUCUCCCUCCGGGACUACGGUUUCUGCAUGGCCACCCUGCUGGUCUUCUGCCUGGGCUCCCUCUUUUAUCAACUCAGCGGGGGACCCCCUCGCUUCCUGCUCGACCUGCGGCAGUAUUUGGGAAAUUCCACUUACUUGGAUGACCAUGGACCACCUCCUAGUAAGGUGCUGCCCUUCCCGAGCCAGGUGGUGUACAACAGAGUGGGCAAGUGUGGCAGUCGCACUGUGGUCUUGCUUCUGAGGAUCUUGUCGGAGAAGCAUGGAUUUAAUCUGGUCACGUCAGACAUUCACAACAAAACCAGGCUUACUAAAAAUGAACAAAUGGAACUGAUUAAAAAUAUAAGUACUGCCGAACAGCCCUAUUUAUUUACUCGACACGUUCAUUUCCUCAACUUCUCAAGGUUUGGAGGAGACCAGCCAGUCUACAUCAACAUCAUCAGAGACCCCGUCAGCCGGUUUUUGUCCAACUACUUCUUCCGCCGAUUUGGAGACUGGCGAGGGGAACAGAAUCACAUGAUCCGCACGCCCAGCAUGCGGCAGGAGGAGCGCUACCUGGAUAUCAAUGAGUGUAUUCUUGAAAACUAUCCAGAGUGCUCCAACCCCAGGCUGUUCUACAUCAUCCCGUAUUUCUGUGGACAGCAUCCCAGAUGCAGGGAGCCUGGUGAGUGGGCCCUAGAAAGAGCGAAACUGAACGUGAAUGAAAACUUCCUGCUUGUGGGGAUCCUUGAGGAGUUGGAAGAUGUGCUGCUGUUACUGGAAAGAUUUUUACCUCAUUACUUCAAGGGCGUGCUCAGCAUCUACAAAGACCCAGAGCAUAGGAAACUUGGAAACAUGACUGUGACGGUGAGGAAGACUGUGCCCUCCCCCGAGGCUGUGCAGAUCCUCUACCAGCGAAUGAGGUACGAGUACGAGUUCUACCACUACGUCAAGGAGCAGUUCCACCUGCUGAAGCGCAAGUUCGGACUGAAGUCGCACGUCGGCAAGGCCCCCCUGCGACCCCGCUUCUUCAUUCCCACUCCCCUGGAAACCGAGGAGCCCAUCGGGGACGAGGAACAGGAUGAUGAGAAGUGGCUCGAAGAUAUUUAUAAGAGGUGAUGGUGCCAGCCCUGUGUUUCUUUCCAUGGCUUUAUCUCCCUUUUCCAGAAAGAUUGUGUUCGUUUGGGGAAGAAAACUCCUGAAGGGACUAAUUAAUGCUCGGCUGCAUUAAAAAGAACAGAACAUUCCCACAGGUUGGGGUCAUUGGGAGAUGCCCGGUUUUGCGGGUUUUAUUUGUUUAAUUUUAUUAUGUGUUUUUCCUGGCUCCGUGGGUCCUUCCCAGGUACACUAAGAUGACUCCAUCACAAGGCAUCUCGUCAUGAAAUAGCUUGUUCCCCCCAGUGCAAUGAGGGGGGACAUAUAGCCCAUCGCCCAAUAACUUAUCAUUUGUAAAAUGACUUGUAAAAAUAUUACCUCAGUGGUAGGAAACAUCCAGACUUGUAUAUUUCAGUAGAAAUACAAAACCACUUCAGAGACCAGGGAAUCCACUCCAGAAGGAUCUAAGAGGAGAAGGUAAGACAGGUCAGGACGUCAAAAGAGAGGAUGUCCCUGGAUUAGUGGUCUCUACCUACAUGGGUAGGAUUCUGCCUCUGUUCCAUCUCAGGGGACACAUUCACCAAGAGCAGCACACUUGUUAUCUCUGAAGGAGCAAGUCAGCUCGUGCCACACCCCCACCAGAACACAGCCCUGAGUACCUUUCAAGGUCAAAGUGCACGGCAGGCUGCUUUGAGACAUCCCAUGCACCCUUCUGACAGAUUUCAAAGCAGCAUGGCAGGGGAAAGAAUUUAUUUGCUGUGUAAGGAAGAGUGUAGGCAAGACAGAUCAGCCCUGGAGGUCAUGUGGCAUAGGAAAUGGGACGGGCCUGUCCUUUGCACCCACCAUGAGCUAUUUCUGUCCCAGGCAUUGUUUUAACCGCAUCCCCGGGAACCGUUCAGCUCUGACAUUGAGCCUGUGGUAGAAGUUCUAAGCCUGACCACAGGCAAUGCACACUAUCAGGCACACCCCUGGCCAGUGGGGUCCCACAGUACCUGGUAUCUUUCCCCUUCUAGUCCCUUAGGAGUUACCUGCUUUGGGUACAAGGGGUACUGAGUUCUGUGCAAGCAGCAGGGAAACUAUGGUCCCAUUUCUCAUGGAUGCAGCUCACAGCUGAGAACUGUUACUGGGACAGCAAGAAGAGGAGCAGCAAGAACUUCGGGGCAAGGGACUGCUUGACCAGCUUUAUGAGUAGGUGUCUGCCCCCAAAGUGAUCUGAGUAGAUGACGGGCAGUGUCAUGUCCAAAAUAUCUCCUCCCCAUCCCAUUCCCAUCGCCUGCCAUCUAUCCAUGACGCAUGGGUUCAAUCAUUAGAAACCGAUUGCUUUGGAUUGAGAUGUUUUCAUCUUUAACUGUCCCUCCCCCACUGAAAAAUCCAUAUUCUCCCGGGUGGAUAAUAUACAACCAACUGAGACACGGGGGUACAGGUGGUGACAGGCAGGAUACGUGCCACAGAUUCUGUCUCCUUCAUUUUUUCUCCCCUGGAGCCAGCCCUUCAAGAGCACUAGCACAGUGUGAGUUGGGAAUGCCUAAUAGUAAAUAAGACUCUAACUCUACACAAGCUACACAUUUUCUACUUUUCUGAAACCAACAAGUCUCUCUAGAAUUGUUUCUUCGUUCACUAAAAUUGGACAGUAGCCAAGAUAUAAAGCAAGUCGUUUGGAACCUGUCAAGUAUGCACUAAAGCUACUUUAUCAUGAGAUGUAUUAAGAAGGCUCCACCCCGAAGGAGUCCAGUGCAGGCUGGGACCUCAGAGGCACCGCGUCUGGCCACCUGUGGGCCUCCUCGCGGCCUCAGAGAACUGCGGCAGCGAAGCGACUAAGGGGAAUGUAGAAUUGUGGCCAAUUCUCAGAGAAGAGGAAGUAUCCUUUGUCCUGUUUAGAGAGACCAGGGCCCUACCAUUAGACAUACUUUAAAAAGCAAACUGAAGAAUAGUUAUAUUAAGAACAAGAACUGCCACCUGGUAUGUUGUGAGCCGUUUCUACGAAAUCGCGUAUAGAGAAUGAGAAUGAGUUUACACACUGUGCAGUGUCACUAUCUGAGGAUCCAGUCGAGUUGGCUGAGAGCCCUCUGCUCUGGUCAGAACGUCGGGACAUUGGUCAUUUGACAAAUGGAUCCCGAGCGCAGUCACGUGAGCGCUUCUCGCUGUGUGUUCAAAGGCAUCUGUUGUCAGCAGUGGUCAUAAUGACAGCACAGCCAGGGAGGCUGACCGGUUUCCUUGCGGGGCCCUAAUGUUCUUUUGUCCCAACAAACAGCUUUAGGUCCGUAAAGUUGCAGCAUUCAUCAGUAUAUUUGGCACACAUGACAACAUCUCUUUGGCCCUGAGCCCAACACACUUUGUACUUCAUGAAAUAUAUUGUACAUUUUACAUAGUUUAAUUUAAAAAAUACAUUUUAAGCUGGUUGAUCUUUGACUGCCUUAUUUAUUAUAACCUUUCAGCACAUUCCAAGGUUUUAGUUACUCAGGAAGGAGUUAAUUAAAAUGAUUUUAUUUUGGUCUGAUGGAUGUUUUUUAAAAGGAAAAUUAUUAUUAUGAACCUUCAGCCUACUUUCCUUGAGUGCCGUAAAAGUGCUUGUAAAUCUGGGUUUUUUUUGUUUUUUUUUU